This is a messenger RNA of Musa acuminata AAA Group (dessert banana), 899 nucleotides long. RefSeq names its product glyoxylase I 4-like. NCBI's taxonomy places the organism in Eukaryota, Viridiplantae, Streptophyta, Magnoliopsida, Zingiberales, Musaceae. Bases 33 to 647 code for a protein of 204 amino acids. The record is from RefSeq and is a predicted model, not a curated record. The transcript is spliced from 2 exons.
GGAUUCGUAUAGCAAGUACCUGAGUUUUAAGCAUGAAGAGCCUCCUAGAGAAGAAGGUUUGCGAUCCCACCCCUCUCCCGGUCGUCUCCCUCAACCACGUCUCCUUCUUGUGCUCAUCCCUCCACGAGUCUGUCAGAUUCUACGAGGAAGUGCUUGGGUUCCAGCUGAUCCGACGGCCCUCGUCCUUCGAUUUCCAAGGGGCAUGGUUCUACAAUUACGGAAUCGGCAUCCACUUGGUGCAGAGUCCGGAAGCAGUAUCGAAGCCAUCGGAGAUCAAUCCUAAAGCCAACCACAUCUCGUUCCAGGUGAGGGUUACAGGGUUUGCAUCCACUGCGUUUGACGCUUCUUCGACUGAUGAUUUCAUGAAAUGGCAGUGUGCUGACAUGGGAAGAGUGAAGCAGAGGCUCGACCAGAUGGGAAUCACCUACGUUACCGCAGUGGUCACGGAAGGUGGAAUUAGGGUCGAUCAGCUCUUCUUCCAUGAUCCUGAUAAUAACAUGAUCGAGAUAUGCGACUGCGAAAAGCUCCCCAUUGUGCCUCUGUCCUUUCCUUUCGCCCCUCUAAAGACACCGCAGUUCUGCACCGGAAGCAAUCGAAGUCUCAGAAGGCACCGCAGCGUUGCAAGCAUUGGUUGGAUAAGACAGUGAUGGAUCAAUAGGAUUAUUUAUGUCGAACGGUUGUGAUCCUUCACAUACAAAUGAACCAUCAACAGCUCUAUCUUUGCCGGUCGCUGUGCUCCUUCCUCUUCCACGGCGGGCUUCUCCUCGUCCUGUUGUCACUCUGAUACAUAAGAUUAAGUCUCAGGAUGAAUGUAAAUCGUUUCAACUAGUCUGCACCAACGAUGGGUCACCAGAAAUCUCUAAUUCAGAAUAAAUAUGUACAACUCCCUAUCUAUGUUA